Laccaria bicolor S238N-H82 is the source of this 1747-nucleotide messenger RNA. RefSeq lists its product as uncharacterized. Bases 1 to 1500 code for a protein of 499 amino acids. Gene Ontology annotation, molecular function: oxidoreductase activity, acting on paired donors, with incorporation or reduction of molecular oxygen; heme binding; iron ion binding. Lineage: Eukaryota; Fungi; Basidiomycota; Agaricomycetes; Agaricales; Hydnangiaceae. The transcript is spliced from 12 exons. The record is from RefSeq and is a predicted model, not a curated record.
AUGGUCCUUUUAUUGGUCGCUGCUUUACAUUGGGGCCUCACGAGGCCUAAACGCUCAAAAUAUCCGUAUCCUCCAGGCCCCAGACCGAAAUUUUUGCUUGGAAACUUAUUGGACAUCCCGGCGAAGAAGAUUUCAAAGGUAUAUGUUGAAUGGGGGAAGCGAUAUCAAAGCAGCGUUAUCCACGCGGAAGCACUCGGAAACCACAUCGUCAUAUUGAACUGCGUUAAAGAUGCAAAAGAAUUGCUUGAGAGGCGAUCCCAGAUAUAUUCGGAUCGUCCCAGGAUUCCAAUGGCCGAGAUAACGGGUUGGGAUUUUUCUAUCGUGUUGAUGCCGUAUGGAGAAAAGUGGAGGACGGCCAGGAAGAUCUGCCAGCAGAAUUUUCGGAAGAAAGUAGCGGGAAGAUUUGAAGCAACGCAUACCAGAAAGAUCAACGAUAUGCUUCGGGCGUUACUUUCGACUCCUCAGGACUUUGCUUUACAUUCCCGAAUGGUGUCGGCGGCUAUCACGAUGUCCACUAUGUAUGGGUACGAUCUAUCGUCCAUGAAUGACCGCUUUGUUAUGGUUUACGACCGAGCUUCAAAUGAGGGGUCUCGAUGGUUUUUGCCUGGUGCCGCACUUGUUAAUUCAAUUCCUGCCUUUCGUCAUCUUCCAUCCUGGUUUCCUGGUACCUGGUUUAACAAGGUCGGAGAAGAGCUGAAAGUUUUGACUACGGAACUGCAAAACGCACCGAUGGACUACGUGAAGAAGAGAAUGCUUGAAGGAAACGCAACGCCCUGUUUGGUUUCUAGGGCUCUUGAGAGCUCACUAUCGGAAGAAAUGGAAAAUUCGGUAAAAGGUGUGGCUGGAACUGUUUACGGUGCUGCCUCUGAUACAACUAUCUCUGCCACCACUACUUUCAUCUACGCGAUGACGACUCACCCAGAAGUUCAGAUGAAGGCUCAGGCUGAACUUGAUCGCGUUGUUGGAACUGACCGCCUGCCUUCUUACGCUGAUCGAGCAUCUUUACCUUACAUCGAGGCCAUCUACCGUGAAUUGUUGAGAUGGAGGCCUCCUCUCAAUAUGGGAGUUCCGCACACGUCCACGAAAGAUGACAACUACGAAGGAUAUUUCAUUCCGAAAGGGACCGUUGUAAUGAGCAAUAUUUGGGCGAUGGCGCAUGACCCGGCUGUAUACCCCAAUCAUGAAGAGUUCGCGCCGGAACGGUUCUUUAACCUUGAAGGGAACUUGAACAAAGAUGACUUUAUUUUGGCCUAUGGCUUCGGUCGAAGGGUAUGCGCUGGCCAACAUUUGGCGAGUUCCACGAUGUGGUAUAUCAUCGCAUCCAUUUUGGCGACUUUUAUCAUCAAAAAAGCCAUAGACGAAAAUGGAGAGGAAAUCGAAAUCGAUGAUGCGUUCACUGAUAACAGCCUCGUCAGCCACAAAACGCCUUUCCAAUGUUCGAUCACCCCGCGCUCUGACAAGGCAAAGAGGCUGGUCCAGGAGACGGGUUUACAACAGUAGCUCACGCGGAAAUCGUUCGACGAUGACAAGAAAGCAGCAGUAAAUUCUCAACGCACCUGCCAAUGGGGACGCCUACUAUUGAGACGUGGUCCAAAAUCGUUUGAGGACGGGAUGGGCAAUCUUCAUCGAAGUUGUCACGAAAGACGUCCUAGUACGAAGCAAGAUUAAGUUUUUCUGCUAUAGGUCAAUCAUAUUUCCUACCCCAUGGACGAUUUUCGGGUCGUGAAUAUAUUCAAAGGGUUUUGAU